AUGUUCUCCAACCUCGCCUACCUCCUCAGCUCUAAAUCCAUUACCCUCUACAUCCUCUACACCCUCCACGUCAUGCUAGGUACCUCUCUCGUCUUCACCGCUCUCUACACCUAUGGUGUACAGACGAGCAAAGCCAUGGCGAGGGCCGCUGCACUCGAAGCUUCUGUCAAUAGCGGAAAUGGGAUUGCUGGAUUCUCUGUAGGCAAGGCGUUGAAUGGAAGUGCUGUUGAAUUUGAAGAUGAUGUGGAGAUGGAGAUGGACGGGAUGGAUAUCGCGAUGGGUGGAUUGAAUAGGAUUAAGGGAAUGAGAAAGGUAAAGAGUAUGGUUGGAUUGAGCAGUGCGCAAGCGGGACGGGAGAAUGCAAGCACGGGGUUUGAGUGUGCGGAUGGGAAUGGGAAUGGGGAGGAGGGAAUUAAGUUUAGAGAGAUUUGUUAUUCUUCUGGGGGGAAGGAGGGGGUUGCAAUGGGUGGGCUUGGUGUGGCGGGGAAGGGAAUGGCUCUUGAGAUUUCUUGA
Molecule: messenger RNA, 513 nt
Organism: Botrytis deweyae
Lineage: Eukaryota; Fungi; Ascomycota; Leotiomycetes; Helotiales; Sclerotiniaceae
Exons: 1
Coding region: 1-513 (170 amino acids)
Source: RefSeq, a predicted model, not a curated record